CGCCUCUCCAGGAGAGGGAAGAAGGCGGCGAAGAAAGACGGAGCCCGCGGGCGCGUCGGGGGCCGGCCGAGGCGUGCUCCCUCCCGCCAUGGCGACUCCGGCGAACGCGCAGAACGCCAGCAAGACCUGGGAGCUGAGCCUCUACGAGCUGCACCGGACGCCCCAGGAGGCCAUCAUGGACGGGACGGAGAUCGCCGUCUCCCCCCGCAGCCUGCACAGUGAGCUCAUGUGCCCCAUCUGCCUGGACAUGCUGAAGCACACCAUGACCACCAAAGAGUGCCUCCACCGCUUCUGCUCCGACUGCAUCGUCACAGCCCUGCGCAGCGGGAACAAGGAGUGCCCGACCUGCCGGAAGAAGCUGGUCUCCAAGCGGUCCCUGCGGCCCGACCCCAACUUCGACGCCCUCAUUUCCAAGAUCUACCCGAGCCGGGAUGAGUACGAAGCCCACCAGGACCGCGUGCUGGCCAAGCUGAACCGCCUCCACAACCAGCAGGCCCUGCGGAGCAGCAUAGAGGAGGGGCUGAAGAUGCAGGCCAUGACGAGGGGACAGCGGGUCCGCAAGCACCCUCAGGAAUCAGACAACACGACGUUCAGCGGCGGGGAGGACAACUGCGACAGCCGCUCCCACCUCAGCAACACCUCCGCCCCCAGCCAGCCCGAGGCCGGGCCCAGCCGCAAGCGCUCCCGGGGCUCUGACGAGUCGGUCCCGGAGCCAGAGACCUCGCACGAGGGGGGCCGGGGCAGCCCCGAGCCAGGGGCCGAGCCCAGCAGCAGCGAGAUCGAGCUCGUCUUCCGGCCCCACCCCGUCCUGGUGGAGAAGGGCACCUACUCCCAGACCAGGUAUGUCAAGACCACGGCCAACGCCACGGUGGAUCACCUUUCCAAGUACCUUGCCCUGCGCAUCGCCCUGGAGGAGGCACCGGGGCCCGGCCCAGAAGCCCCCGCCCUCGAAGACGUGAGCGAGAAGCAGUACACCAUCUACAUCACCACGGCUGGGGGGGGCUUCACGACGCUGAAUGGAUCUGUGACCCUGGAGCUGGUGAACGAAAAAUACUGGAAGCUCAGCCGGCCCCUGGAGCUCUACUACGCCCCCACCAAGGAGCAGAAGUGAGGGAUCCCGAACCCUCCACCGAGAGCACAAGGGUGGAGGAAGGACUGCGCUUUGCCCGUGGUGGUGGUGGGCGCGCGCUCUGAGGCAGCGAGGGGACUCUUCAGAAAGAGACGCGUUUGGGGGCAAGCUGGAAAAGACUGAGCUCUCCCCACACCAGGCCUUCUCCCCCCGACCCCCAGCAAAGACUCUUUUAAGUUUUCGCUUUUCCUUCCUGCUAAUGACUGAUGCCUCCCGGCCGUGCUAGGGUUGUUG
Molecule: messenger RNA, 1363 nt
Organism: Eublepharis macularius
Lineage: Eukaryota; Metazoa; Chordata; Lepidosauria; Squamata; Eublepharidae
Gene: RING1
Product: ring finger protein 1
Exons: 7
Coding region: 89-1111 (340 amino acids)
Biological process (GO): negative regulation of DNA-templated transcription
Cellular component (GO): PcG protein complex; ubiquitin ligase complex
Molecular function (GO): chromatin binding; ubiquitin protein ligase activity
Source: RefSeq, a predicted model, not a curated record